This is a messenger RNA of Funneliformis caledonium, 384 nucleotides long. The record is from the annotation of a GenBank genome assembly. NCBI's taxonomy places the organism in Eukaryota, Fungi, Glomeromycota, Glomeromycetes, Glomerales, Glomeraceae.
AUGAUACUUUCAAGAUGUCGUAUAGAACAUCGUUCUUUUUGCAAGUUUAUGAAUAAAAGAAGGUUUUCAAGUUCUCUGAUUGGACAAAAGCAAUUUUUGUUGUUGGCAACAGAUUAUACCGAUGCGGAAGCAUAUUCACGUAGAUUAUCAGCUAGAAACGAUCAUUUAGCAAGAGCAAAAUUAGCAAAAGAACAAGGAACUAUUGUACUUGGAGGAGCGAUUUUAGCAAAUGUUGAAAACAGUAAUACAGAGGGAAAGAUGAUAGGAAGUUUAAUUAUAUUUGAGGCAGAAAAUGAAGAACAAAUUAGACAAGAAAUUGAGAAAGAUCCUUACGUUAUCAAUAAAGUAUGGGAGAAAUAUGAGAUUUAUCCAUUUAAAAUGUAA